AAUUACAAGUAGACUAUAUCAAAAAGGACCUCAUAUAAAAUCACUGAAAUUACACUAAUAUUCAUAGUCGAUUUUAGCUAAAGUACGACUGUUACAAUACAAAUAUUUCGGCCUAAAUAAAAAAUCCUUUAUUUCUUCAAAUUCGUUUUAACGGAAACAUCUAUUUAUAUCAGUACAUCUACAGCUAUCUAUAGCUAGUAACGUGUCCUAAAAUUCUAAUAUUAUUAUCUCUAUGAAAUGUUAUAUAUGCAAAAACCUCGAAAAUUCAAAACAACAUAUUAUCUUGUCUAAUCGUAAGGUUAAUAUAAAAGUAACGUAUCAACUGUGACAUUACUUUUGAGAUACAUAGCUACCUGUGACAACCUUUAUUGUCAACAAUAUUCCUGGCUUUCUCUCUUUAUAGAAGUAUAUCGUCAAGUCAAGUUUGACUAGAAUAUUCCUUAUGUAAUUUUAACUUUUUGUAACUUCUUUCUAAAUUUGUUUAAAUCCUUUCGCCUUAUUUACAUUGAUACAUUGCAAAUUCAAACAAUCGAGAUAACUCACCUACAUAAUUACUCAUACAGCACAAGAUCUCCUGGGGACGUCUCAGAGAUGUCCUGAGGACAUAGAAACGUCCCUAGGACGUACCCUGGACGUUUCCUGGACAUACGUGCUGUUAGGCACAUCUUUUAUAAUAUGGAAAUAAUUAAUAUGGAAAACCUAUUUAUGCAAAUAAUAAUAUUUUAUGGAGUAUUGCAUACAAUAGUAACUUUACUGACAUUGUUUAUUCGUUUUAUAUGCGGAAAUUCAGUAAAAAUAAGAGUAAUACUUUUAGAAUUACUAGCCUCCACAGAACUAUGUAUGCUAAACUACGAAAUUAUUGGAACUAUAAAGUUAAUUCAGCUAACAAAGUUUACGUCAUUGUUUUAUAUAUCUAUUACGUUAGCAUUAUUAAUAUUUUUGAGACUAUAUUGGGUCGACAUAGAAUUAUCCCCUAAUAUAAUGCUAGAACAUAUGUUAAUAAACAAGGAUAUUCGCUUCUAUGGUGUACUUUUAAUAUUUGCUCAAAUCCUCGGCGAUUAUCUUGCAUUCACAUUUUUGCCUGGGAUAUGGUCCUAUUUUGGACUCAAACGAUCAUUAAGUUGCUUUUCAAUGUUUUAUAAAACUGAUGUGGCAGCUGCAUUUGCUAUGGAAUGGCUAUUGACUAUAGUUUACAGAUUAUCAGUUUAUAGUCUAGCAAAUAUGAGCGAAGAGCUAUCUAAAAAUUGGUUGACAUUUAUAUUAAGUACCCUGUUGACAUUUUCUAGGAUUGCAGGAUUUUAUUUGGUCGGUAGUUUCAACAAUCCAGCGUUAGGAGCUUCUUUGAGAUUCUAUUGUUCAGGAAUUGACUAUCACAGUCUAUUAGUUUAUUGGGCUGCCCCGUUUUGCGGAUCUCUUUGCGCCUUGUUUCUAUUGCGUUUAUGCAAACAAUUGGCAUAUUACAGAACAACUGGGCCAGGUCCCGAUACCAGAUUUUACCUUAGAUUUGAGGACAUCAAUUAUGAGAGGUCAAGACAUAAUAAUUCGUUGUACAUACAGCAAAGAUUUGAACAUGCACGUUCCUGGCCGAUUAAUGUUCCUUUUAGACCGCGUUGAUGGGAGCAAUUUAAUUUUAGAAUAAUGCACUGUAUUAAAAGGAACAAAAAUAAUUUAACAAUAUAAUAUUUGACAAUGUAUGCAAUAAUUUAUAAUACUAUUGUGUUUAUCAUAAAUAAUUUUAAGUGCUUGCAAUCUAGAUUAAAUAGGAGAUAAAGAACCAAUUGUUUAUUACUGUUAAAAGAAUAUGUCCUCGUGCAAUUAUUAAUAUAAUUAUAGAGAAAAAUUCGAAUUAUUAAUACAAUUAUAGAAAGUUAGUUUUACUGGUAUCUGAAACAUAUUUUAAUAUAUUAUAUUUUUUAUAUGCAAAAAAUGUUACACAAAAACUUUAACACAUUCGUUACCGCGAUUCAUUUAAAUCUUUCUACAGACUACUUCAUAUUUCUUUUUUACAUAAUUAUGUAAAACAGAUUUAAUUUGAUAACAUGAAUAAGGAGAAAAAUUAUUAUUGUCACAUAUAUGUAAUGCUUGUAACAAAACGUUGUGUCACACAUAUGUAACAUUAACAGCGAACGUAUUAAUACAUGCAAACAUAAAUAUAUUCAUAUACAAAUUUUCAUAUAUGCAUAUAUAAAUAUAUAUACAUAUCUAAAUAUAUUUAUACUUAUAUAUGUAUAUGUCUGUAUUUAAAUAUUAUGCAAUACUACUGUGAUUUACUAUGCAAUACAAUAUAUUGAAUAUUACCUUGAUUUAUUAUGCAAUACAAUAUAUUGAAAUAUUAUGCAAUUGGCUUUAGUUGAGGUAUAUUAUUGAAACUGCUGUCAUGCGUUUACUUAUUAUUAGCGAUUGGUAAAUUGAACGACGUUCAACGUCUUAAUGCAUGUAUAAAACAUGAUAUAUGUACGACAUAAAUGUUAUGUAUAUUUUAUAAUGAUACAUUUUAUAUAGGAAUAGUAUUUUUUAAAUAAAGUUUUUAACCUAUGUAA
This is a messenger RNA of Odontomachus brunneus, 2540 nucleotides long. RefSeq names its product aquaporin-11-like. Gene Ontology annotation, biological process: transmembrane transport. The record is from RefSeq and is a predicted model, not a curated record. Gene Ontology annotation, molecular function: channel activity. The coding region runs from base 676 to 1614 and encodes 312 amino acids. The transcript is spliced from 7 exons. Gene Ontology annotation, cellular component: membrane; cytoplasm. NCBI's taxonomy places the organism in Eukaryota, Metazoa, Arthropoda, Insecta, Hymenoptera, Formicidae.